This is a messenger RNA of Numida meleagris (helmeted guineafowl), 1773 nucleotides long. It is a transcript of the gene NOL9, whose product is annotated as nucleolar protein 9. Gene Ontology annotation, molecular function: polynucleotide 5'-hydroxyl-kinase activity. Gene Ontology annotation, biological process: cleavage in ITS2 between 5.8S rRNA and LSU-rRNA of tricistronic rRNA transcript (SSU-rRNA, 5.8S rRNA, LSU-rRNA). The record is from RefSeq and is a predicted model, not a curated record. NCBI's taxonomy places the organism in Eukaryota, Metazoa, Chordata, Aves, Galliformes, Numididae. The coding region runs from base 144 to 1592 and encodes 482 amino acids. Gene Ontology annotation, cellular component: nucleus. The transcript has 10 exons.
GGGGGCACCGGGGGGUGCGGGGCCGCCGCCAUUUCGCGGGGCGGUGCGGGGCGGCCGCCAUUUCGCGGGGCCGUUGCGGGACCGCCGCCAUUUCGCGCUCUCCCCCCCCUCCCCCCCGCCCCGCAGAGGCGCGGCUGAAGGUGAUGGCUCGGUUCUCGCCCGAGUGCGCCGUGGUGCUGCUGGAGCACCUGGACACGGCCGUGACGCGCUUCCUGCUCAGCCUGCCGCCGCUCUGCCGCCUCUUCGAGCCCCAGCGCAAGGACGAGCCCGACGUGACGGCUGAGGCGGCGGUGCUGGCGUCCGUGGGCAUCGUGCCCUGCAGCCCCGAGCAGGGCCUGCUGCUGUCCGACAGCACGCUGCGUGCGCUGCAGGAGCUGGUGCAGGCCUGCUGCGUGGAAGAUGAAGGUGUUCCGGUCAUCAUGGUGUGCGGCCCAAAGAGCAUUGGCAAGUCCACGUUUAACAGAUACCUGAUCAACCUGCUGCUGAACCGCCUUCCCUCUGUUGAGUACAUGGAAUGUGACAUAGGUCAGACUGAAUUUACGCCGCCCGGAUGCGUGUCUUUAAGUAACGUAACAGAGCCGUUUCUCGGUCCGCCAUUCACGCACCAACGGACGCCGCGUAAGAUGGUGUACUACGGCCAGACCAGCUGCGAGCAGGACACAGAGAGAUACAUCGAUGUUGUGAAGUACGUGUUCAGCUCCUACAGGAAGGAAGUACCUUUAGUCAUCAACACUAUGGGCUGGGUGAAAGGUGAGGGGUUGCUGCUCCUGACUGAUAUGAUCCGGCUGUUGUCGCCCACUCACGUGGUUCAGAUGGAUGUGUACGACUGGAAGGCCAUGGCUCCGCUCACCCCCGAGAACGUCCAUCUGGCUCCUGGCCUGUACACCAAAGGCAAGCAGCAGGCCAAGUCCAGGCAGAUGGACCUGAGUGCAGCAGAGAGCUGGAAGUCCCCUGAAGGGGAGGAAGAUGCAUCAGCUCCUGAGUAUAAACUGCUCUACAUCCACCCUGAAUUCCCUCGAGCUGGGGUUGCAGGUGAAGCGCGAGUACACAGCAGCAUCUUACGUGACAUGUCCAUCCUGGGUUACCUGGGUCAGCUGCAGCCCCCAGACGUAGCGUCCGUCCUUCCGCUGCACAGCCUCGUGCCGUAUCAGGUACCUUUUAAUGCUGUUGCACUCAGGGUUAUUCAUACUGAUGUUGCUCCUACCAACAUCAUGUACGCAGUGAACGCCAGCUGGGUUGGGCUCUGCAGGAUACCAGAUGAAAUCAGAUCCCAAACUGCCGGGCCAGUCCUGCUGACACAGACACCCAUCUGUGAUUGCCUCGGCUUCGGAAUUGUCCGAGGGGUCGACAUGGAGAAGCAGCUCUAUCACGUCCUGACCCCGGUGCCUCCUGAGAACCUGAGGCUGGUGAAUUGUCUGCUGCUUGGAAACAUUGCUAUUCCUAACUGCAUUCUUGUGAGCCAGGAAGGAAUUGAGGGAGAGAUCCCUUAUGUCACAUCUGAGUAUAACUACAGCAUUUUGGGGUCUGGGAAGCUGAGAAAGAAGAAGCAUUUCAAGAAGAGGGAAUACACGUUCCAGUGUGAUUACACUUGAAGCCUUUGGGUCCUUGGACUGCAGGAUUUGCUUAAGUGGCACGAGGCAGCAGGCCUGGGGACCACGGCUCCAGGAGACCCCGAGCAAGCAUCCGAUCUGUAGAUACUAAAAGAUCAUUUUUAACAGUAUUUUAUAUUUUCAGGAUGUAUUUUGGCGUUUUGUAAUAAAUAAGUUAAAAACA